AUGCCUUCUCAUAUACCUUCUCAAGUACCUUCUCAUAUGCUUUCGCAUAUGCCAUCACAAAUGUUGUCACAAAUACCGUCACAAAUACCGUCACAAAUAACAUCACAAAUGCCAUCACAAAUACCAUUACAAUCAUUGCAACUGCCAAUUCCAUAUUUAUCUAAUACUCCCUUACAAAUAUUACCAAAUAUUCUUUUAUAUACAAUGUCAAAUAUCCCUCCACAACUAUUACCUAAUAUCCCUUCACAACCAUAUUUUAUACCAUAUUCAAAUUUUCCUAAUUUUCAACCCUUACCAUUAUAUACUUUAAUAUCACAGCAAUCAUCAAUUUCUUCUAAACCUGUUUCUCAACUUGAUGAAUUUUUGACAAAGAUAGAUGAGGCUGAGAAUGUAAAUAGAGAAAUUUUAGCAUGUUUAUUAAAUUUUCAAGAUCAAGCUAUUCAAGUUAAGCAGAUAUGUAAAUUAACUGAUGAAAAAUUUGAAUUAGUAGAAAUUACAAAAGAAGGAUGGAAAAUUGCAUUGCAAGAGGCUUCUAAGGAGUAUAACCAAUAG
This is a messenger RNA of Racocetra fulgida, 552 nucleotides long. Lineage: Eukaryota; Fungi; Glomeromycota; Glomeromycetes; Diversisporales; Gigasporaceae. The record is from the annotation of a GenBank genome assembly.